AUGGUACCGGGCAGAGUUCUCAACAACAGAUGUCUACGUGUUUUGCUGCAAGUUGAUGUAACACCAACGGUUUUGAACGAACCUUUAACUGUUUCUACUCCUUUGUCUGACUGUGUGGUGGUGGAUGUUGUUUAUCCAUCGUGUCUCGUGGUAAUCCAUGGAAGAGAUUUAUGUGCUGAUUUGGUUGCUUUGGAUGUUCUUACCUUUGACGUGACUUUGAGGAUGGAUUGGCUUGCACACCAUUAUGCUUCAAUCGACUAUCGAGGGAAUGUGAACACUGUCCCUAUAGUGAAUCAGUUCACUGUCGUUUUUCCAGAGGAGUUUUUUAGAUUACCACCUGAUCGGGAUAUUGAGUUCUGCAUUAACGUUGUUCCCGUAACUGGUCCUAUUUCGAUACCGCUGUAUCGAAUGGCUCCUACUGAGAUGAAGUAA
Mercurialis annua (annual mercury) is the source of this 432-nucleotide messenger RNA. RefSeq lists its product as uncharacterized. The record is from RefSeq and is a predicted model, not a curated record. Bases 1 to 432 code for a protein of 143 amino acids. Lineage: Eukaryota; Viridiplantae; Streptophyta; Magnoliopsida; Malpighiales; Euphorbiaceae. The transcript is spliced from 3 exons.